Molecule: messenger RNA, 765 nt
Organism: Debaryomyces fabryi
Lineage: Eukaryota; Fungi; Ascomycota; Pichiomycetes; Serinales; Debaryomycetaceae
Product: S-adenosylmethionine-dependent methyltransferase
Exons: 1
Coding region: 1-765 (254 amino acids)
Biological process (GO): peptidyl-lysine dimethylation
Molecular function (GO): protein-lysine N-methyltransferase activity
Source: RefSeq, a predicted model, not a curated record
AUGUCUGAUGAUGAGCUUAUAGAGACGGGAUUGUUUGCGGAGCCAGAAGGGUUCACUCCUCCCCCACCAGCUCCACAUUUUGCCAAGUAUCAAAGAAAGAAUAAAACCGAUCCAGCAGAACUCGAAUUAAGGCUUGUUGGUAAGUCACCAUUAUGGGGCCAUUUAUUAUGGAAUGCCGGUAUCUUUACAGCUGAUUAUCUUGAUGAGCACGCUGAUGAGUUGGUGAAGGGAAAAGAUAUUUUGGAAUUGGGAGCAGCUGCUGGGCUACCUUCGUUGAUUUGCGGUAUUAACAAAUGUAAGAGAGUAGUCUGUACUGAUUACCCAGAUCCUGAUUUAAUUUCAAACAUCCAGCAUAAUUUUGAUCACUGUCAGGGACUUGAUUUGUCGAAGACUUUGGUUAAAGGUUUUAUAUGGGGAGCGGAUGCUAAACCAUUAAUGAAAGACACAGAAAAGGAAAUAGAAGAGAAUGACAAGUUCGAUUUGGUUAUUUUGUCAGACUUGGUUUUUAACCACACCGAACACUUGAAAUUGUUGCAAACAUGUAGAGAUACAGUCAAGAAGGAUGGGAAAUGUUUAGUGGUGUUUUCUCCUCACAGACCAUGGUUAUUGGAGAAGGAUUUGGAAUUUUUCAAGACAUGUGAAGACUUCGAGUUCAAGGCCGAAAAAAUUGACUUGGUGACCUGGAAGCCUAUGUUUGAAGAAGAUGAGGAGACCAUUGACAUUAGAGCUAGGGUAUAUUCGUUCUUCUUGGUGCCACAGUGGUAG